AUGGACGGAUCAUCCAACAAACAAGUCGGAGGGGCCGGCAUCGUGCUACUAUCACCUAAAGGAGAUACAAUUGAAUGUAUGGUCCAUCUUGACUUCCCCGCUACCAACAAUGAAUCAGAGUAUGAAGCAUUAAUAGCAAGACUCAACCUCGCCAAAGCAGCAGGAGCCACAAGGGUAGUCAUCUACUGCGACUCUCAAGUCAUUACUAACCAAAUAAAUGGAGACUACGAGUGCAAGGGCGAAAGGAUGAAAAGGUACCUUGAUCAAGUAAGGGCGAGAGUGGAUGACCUAGAAGCGAAAAUUGUCCAAAUUCCUAGAGGAGAAAAUGAGCAAGCCGAUCGCCUCGCAAAGGCCACUUCAGCAGAACAUAUGGUCAUCCCUGGUAAUGUACUCUCUUUUGUUCAGCUUUCUCCAUUAAUAGAUCCCAGCAACAUGCAGGAAAUAGGCUCUGACAGUAGCUGGACCACGCCGUUAGUUUCAUACUUAAAAGACGGGGUCUUACUAGAAGGAAAGGAGGCUGCAAGAAAACUGAAGGUCCAGGCGGCAAGGUUCGUCCUAAUAAAAGACGUCCUGUACAAAAGAGGCUUCUCCCGACCAUAUCUAAGAUGCUUGGGUACGGAAGAAGCAGAAUACGUCAUGAGAGAGGUACAUGAAGGAAUCUGCGGAAACCAUUCAUGGUCUAAAUCAUUGGUACACAAGCUUGUGCGAGCAAGGUACUAUUGGCCCACCAUGCAGAAGGACGCCGAAACUUAUGUCAGGACCUAUGACAAAUGCCAAAGGUUCAACAAUAUUAUUAGACAACCAACCAAAGAGCUGACCCCGAUGCCGGCCCCAUGGCCGUUUGCACAAUGGGGGUUAGAUAUUAUGGGACCAUUCCUUAUAGCAAUACGACAGCUGAAGUUCUUAGUGGUGGGCAUUGACUACUUUACAAAAUGGGUGGAAGCUGAAAUUUUGGCCACCAUUACGGAGAAGAACGUACGAAACUUUGUCUGGAGAUGCAUCAUAUGUAGGUUUGGCAUUCCUAGAGUCUUUGUCUUGGACAACGAGAGGCAAUUCGACAACGAUUCCUUCCAAGAUUUUUGCUCAUAG
Messenger RNA from Quercus lobata, 1089 nucleotides. RefSeq lists its product as uncharacterized. Gene Ontology annotation, biological process: DNA integration. Gene Ontology annotation, molecular function: nucleic acid binding; RNA-DNA hybrid ribonuclease activity. Lineage: Eukaryota; Viridiplantae; Streptophyta; Magnoliopsida; Fagales; Fagaceae. The record is from RefSeq and is a predicted model, not a curated record. The coding region runs from base 1 to 1089 and encodes 362 amino acids. The transcript has a single exon.